AUGAGGGGAUUCAAUUAUCUGGCCCGGGUUACCCCCCGGUGGGAGGAGUUUGCACCGGUUGAAAAGUGAUUGCAUUCAUUUUGGAGGCGGUGUUAUGAUACUAAUGGUUUGUUGAGACUGAUGGUUAGUACGGGUGUGGCUACCAGUACAGCUCUAUCUAGUUGUCACGUUGGGGAUAACAGUUGUUGACAACUGUAGCAUUUUAGCUAAGCCUAAACCAAACCCUUUUCCUAACCUUAACCUCAUUCUCAUAACAUGCUACAUUAAUUCUCAGAACCUGCUGCAUUAGUUCUCCUAACCAGUUACGUAAAGUCACUUCUGUCCGUAGCUGGGUUAGGCUUAGCUAGAAUGCUACAGUUGUCAACAAACCAUCAAUCUUGACAAACCAUCAGUAUCACCACAGGGGCUCCAAGAGAUGCACUUCAAAAGUAGGUUUCAUAUAGGCUAUCUAAAUACAUUUAAAUAAAUCUAUUACUCUGGUGCUUGUUUUUAAAGUUGGGAACACCAGUGCUACCAGUACCAAUGAACAAAGCCCUGCCGGUAGCCUUUUUCCCCCCUGAAGUUCUGUUGUGACAAUUCCACCCUUGCCUCUGGAUGAUGGCUGUCUAGGGACCUGGGAACCACGCUGUCUCACCUUCAGGUGCUGUGGAUAUCUCGCUGCAGCCUGGCAGACCUGGACGGUAUCCCCUCCUUCUCCUCUCUCAAGGGAGAGUUUGUAGUGGAAAACUUUUGCAGUGUACCAUCUACAAGACCUGUUAAUCCACCUGGCUUCUAGCCACCUUGUUCAGCUGUGAAAACCUCACAAUUCAACAAAGGUUGAAGUUUUAUGUAUUUUACUAUGUAAAAGUUGAGUUCCACUAAAUCUGAGCCUGUGUUGGUAUGUCCUCUCUCUACGCUAGGUGCUCUAUGUGGCCUAUACCAGUGUGUCGGACCUGAGUCAGGCGAGCAUGCUGGAGAAUCUACAGCUGUUGGACCUGGAAGGGAACGCUGUGGAUGACCUGGUGCAGGUGCAGUACCUGGGCCUGUGCUCCCAGCUCCGCACACUCACCCUGAAGGGAAACCCUGUCUGUAUGCGCCCCCACCCCAAUACCACACAGGUGUUUGCAUACACUCCUACACUCCUAACCCUCACCACAACCACAAUCAUGUGUAUUAUUGUAUACAUUACUGAAUCUGGAUUUUAGAUACUCAAGAUGUGUGCAUAUAUAUAUGUGUGUGUGUGUGUCCAGGCAUGGGGGUUGUGAGUGUUUGAGUCUGGUGAUGAGAUUAUCCGGAAUGACUGUACUACCAUGGCUCUGCAUGCUGAGCUCAGGCUGUGAGUCAUGCUCUCCCCAAUGUCUCCCAUAUGGGCCCAGAUGAUAAUGGCCAAAAUGCAGAGACUGUUUGGAGACAUGAAAGGCUGGCUGUGAUCUCAGGCUCCUGUAAGGGUGUCUGUCUGUCUGCAUCAGGCAGAACAGGGUGGGACUGGAGAGCAGGGGACAGGGAAUUGGUGUUCAGAGCAAAACAGGCUUUGCUUGUGUGAGUAGGGACGGUACAAGCUGUGGUAAAGUGGUCAUGGUUAGUAUAGACAUUGCUCAACUAGGCAGGGUGGAAAAUAUACUCUCUUGUCUGUAGGAAGGUUUUUAGCACAUGUGUUGAGAUGGGAAUGAGCCCAUAUUAAAGUGGUUUAUUAAGGUUUCACUAUAAUGACGUGAUGCAGUGUUGAAGUGGUAUGAAUGGACGAGUGAAUAUGUUAAUUUUUUACCCACCCAACCAGCAGCAGGAAUUAGGAAACUAGGGCAGUGAGGGAGGGAAAGCUGAUCUGAAUAUGCAUUAGGCUUGGUCCAAGCACUGAGAGAGGGGUCCUUGGGUUUGCUUUUUUUUUGUCGACUCUGGUUGUCUAUACCCUUGGUGGAGCACAGAAAGUGCAGCUCUCUCUUUCUUCUCUCUCCUCCCCCUUUGUCUCUCCUCUCUCUUAUCUCUCUCUCUCCCCCCUCCCUCUUUUUCUAUUGGUUGGUGAAGGGUGAGAGUACUCAGCUCUAAUUUGAUCUCUUAGCAGCAGCAUAGUGCCUUUACUGGUCUCUCUCCCUCCUCUCUGUCCUCUCAGUGCUGAUAAAGAACUAGACCACAGUACAAAGUGCAGAUUAUUGGCAUUAUUAGCACUUAGUUAUCGGCCCACUCAGAACCAUGUUCUUUGUUCCUUCUUUGAACAGAAGUUACACUCAUUGUGGCUUAAAGCUCUUCUAACAGGGCUAUGUUCUGUUACAGUAUGUUAUACUGGUGUUAUGGGGUAUGUUUGGCAUUGAAAGGCUAACUUUGAAAGGUUGGACUUUCCUUGGCCUUUAUCAACCAUUCAAAUCACAACCAGAGCACAACCUUGGACCCUUUAUGCAGUCACCUAUCAUACUUUAUCACCUGUGUAGUCCAGGGGUAGGGAACUCUGCUUCUCCAGGGCUGCACUGGAUGCAUUUAUUCAAACCCUGUUUUAUGCUGCAGUAGUUUAUGUGUCGGGGGGCUGGGGUUAGUUGGUUAUACCUGGAGUACUUCUCCUGUCUUAUCCAGUGUCCUGUGUGAAUUUAAGUAUGCUCUCUCUAAUUCUCUCGUUCUCUCUUUCUCUCUGAGAACCUGAGCCCUAGGACCAUACGUCGGGACUACCGGCCGUGGUGACUCCUUGCUGUCCCCAGUCCGCCUGGCCUUGCUGCUAUUCCAGUUUCAACUGUUCUGCCUGCGGUUAUGGAACCCCUACCUGUCCCAGACCUGCUGUUUUCAACUCUUAAUGAUCGGCUAUGAAAAGCCAACUGAGAUUUAUUCCUGAUUAUUAUUUGACCAUGCUUGUCACUUAUGAACAUUUUUGAACAUCUUGGCAUGGUUCUGUUAUAAUCUCCACCCGGCACAGCCAGAAGAGGACUGGCCACCCCUCAUAGCCUGGUUCCUCUCUAGGUUUCUUCCUAGGUUUUCGCCUUUCUAGGGAGUUUUUCCUAGCCACCGUGCUUCUACACCUGCAUUACUAGCUGUUUGGGGUUUUAGGCUGGGUUUCUGUACAGCACUUCGAGAUAUUAGCUGAUGUAAGAAGGGCUAUAUAAAAUAAAAUUGAUUGAAAUUGAUUGAUUUAACACACCUAACCUAAUUCAACCUGUCAUCUGCUUAUAUGGACCUCGAUUAGUUGAAUGAGUGCUGGGCUGAAACAAAAGCCUGCACCUACUGCAGCCCUCCAGGAUUAGAUUCCCCCCACCCUUUGACUGGGCUGGUCUUGUGCAACGGAAAAUAGUUGGAGUGGAUCUGUUAGCGUCUAUUAUGUGCCGGCUCUCUUCCUCUUGUGUUUCUUCAUCCUGUCUUCUUCUCCUUUCCCUAGUCCGAGGAGGAGGAGGGUUACAGCUACUGGUUGGCGGUAAGGGAGCUCGUCCCACAGCUGCAGUACCUAGAUGACAUGUGUGCAGAGGAGUAGUCAGGGCCUGGCUGCAGCAGCUCCAUGAGGGAAGACUGGGCCCUUCUCAGAGAGUCCAUCAAAGACUGCAGAGACGGCACUGUGUGUGUGUGUGUGUGCGCGCACGUGCCUUUCUGCUUCCAUCAGGCCAUUAAUACUACUCUGCAUUAUACUCUUCUAUAUUUUCCCUCUUCCCUGUCUGGCCAUAGAGGAGAGAGCAGCCAGUGUGAUUGCCUACUCCAGACCCAGCUCUGGCCAGCGCCCAGCUAGCAGCCUCUCCAGUUCCCGUCCCUCCAGUCGACCGGUCACUGCCAGGCCCCUCUCAGCAGCCGGCUCCAGACCCCUUUCUGGGUUGUGACCCUUAUCAGCGGCUGGGUCCAGAGCCCUCUCUCCUUCCGGGUCCAGACCCAGUUCUGCUGAUGCAGAUCCAGCCUCUGUGGACCCAGACGCUAGCGUUCUGACGCACGGUGAGACACUGUAUUGGUGUCCUUGGCACUGAAAGCCCUACCAUCUCCACAUCAAUGCCUCACUUUCAGUCACUGAAUAGGGCCCAUAUAGUGAACCAGUCUUAUUGUUUUGUGUCCUUUUUGUGAGUUAUUCAACAGUUCUAAUGUAUUUGACUUAAUUUCAAAAAGUAGCAUCCAAUUUAUAAUUACUCGACACUGCCACCAUGAGGACAUAAUGUAACGGUGUCUGAAGAUUCAUCAUCAUGUCGUUUUAAAUCAGAGCUCAUUGAUUUUCUGACCCCGGUAUUCAGGCAUACUAUGCCUUCUUUAUCCUGUUUCCUAAUUUCCUAUGUUGUGACAAUCCCAUCCCUGAUUAGCUAUCCUCCACAGUAAUUCAAUGUUUUUUUGUUUCUCUCCAGGUGCAGGGAAGGUCUUGUUCUGUGGAAACCCUGUCCAGGCCAUCAGAGCCAGGCAACAGAAGAUGAGGGUAUGUUAACCCAUCAGUGGGGAUAAACUAAUAAACUGCAGCAUCUCAGUUCUUACCUGACAACCUUGAAAGCCAUCUCUGGCACGUUGAACACCACAGCAGAGAUUUUACAGUUUUCCAGCGCCAAGGGAAAGUGGCCCAGAGUGAAGGUGGAAUAGUUAUGUGUUGUGACAGGCCAUUAUGGCUGGGUGGCGUCGCCCCUUGUCUCUCUAAUGUGAUGUCAGGAUGAACAGAAGAAGAUGAUUAUCAGAGAGAGGAGGGGAGGGUGAUGGAGGGAUGCAGCUGUGGCCCAGGUGACAUGACAGACGGAGCUCCCUGCCAACGGCCAACGAUCUGUCAUCUCUACACACGUCCGUCACUCUCUCAAACUGCUGUCACUCUCUCAUUCUCUCUUGGGCUGUCAUUCUCUCUCUUUUAUACUCUUUCCCUAAUUUCUCUUUCGGUUCUUCACUAUAUUUCUUCUUCCUCUGCCUCCAUCCUUAUUCUAUAUCUCCAUCCCUCUCUCACCAUUCCUGUCGUUCUAUCCCUCCCUCUUAGUCCCUUGCUACCUCUGAUUCCCUCUCUCUACUCCCUUUACCCUCUAUCUUGAACCUCAUCCAUCUCUCUCUCCCUAUGCAGAUGCCACUCCCACCUCUGUGUAAACCUCUGUCUUUAACAUCAUAAUGUCUACCUCCCUGUCUCAUCUCCCUCUCCCUACCUUUGUAUGCAGACUGCAGCCCCCUCACCUGUGUCCACUCCGAGAGCCCCACCCCUCUAUGUUUUGGAGCACAUGUAUGACCUUUUGGAGCAGGAUGGACGCCAGCGCAGCGACGUGUUCUCUGAGGGGGGGGAGGAGCCGGGUCGAGUCACUGGGCAAACACUGGCCCGCCAGACUUAUCUUUCCAAUCCCCCUCUUCAGGCGAGUCUCUCUCACCUCUGGUUUACAAGGUCAUCAAACAUGUCAAACCUAAUCAGUAUAUGAAAUAUAAAACCAAGAAACUUAAAUAUAAAUCCAAGGAUUUGAACACAGAAGAACUGGAAAUCACACUACCACAAUGCAAUAUCAAAUGUUCUCUAAUAAACUGUUUCAUUUACAGAUGUGUUUCAGAUAAAAGCCAAAUCCCCUGAAGGGCCUCUAUCUCCCUGUCCCCUGAAUCCACUCUGACGCCCUCUCCCCCUCAAAGCGCCACAUCAGCCCCUGGUGGCCGGAGGCUGUCAGAGCUGCGAGCGCGCAGACUGAGGCUUAGUGGUGGGGUGGCUGAGGCUGGGGCUGGGACUGCUGUAAAGCCUACUAAAGACCACACAGAGCUAGGGCCAAUUAGAAGAGACCCAGGCUUUGAGGAACCAAGGGCUCCAGGAGGCUAUGAGGCCCAAAGUCCCUCUGCUUCCCAAGGCUACUCAGCACAUGCCCCACAGUCCAGCCCCUGGUCCGAGGGCUCAGGUCACCGACAGGCGGAGCUUCUGUGCAGUCGAGCAAAGGGCAUCAACUAA
Molecule: messenger RNA, 5806 nt
Organism: Coregonus sp. 'balchen'
Lineage: Eukaryota; Metazoa; Chordata; Actinopteri; Salmoniformes; Salmonidae
Source: the annotation of a GenBank genome assembly